AUGGCCGGCCACAAGGGCGCACGGUUCAAUGAUGCCGAGGACAUAUCCGAUGACGAAGCACUGCGCGUCGCUAUCGCUUUGUCACUUGGCCAGGAUCCUUUCAAACCGCAGGCUGGUGGGAAGUCAAGCGCUACAAUUGACCUAACACAAGACGAUGAGGGCGACGAUGGAAGUCAGAGGAAAUCCACCGUUCAACUAAAGCCUGCCGCCCAGGAUACCAGAUUAUCCCAACCCAGCAAACAAGCCUCUACCACCUCUGCCCCGGCACACAGUGUAUCAGCACUUUUCGGCCUUGACAGGAAGAAGAUGGAAGAGGAGCGUCUCGCUCGCUUGAAGAACAAACGACCAGCUUCAUCAGCUUUGGAAUCUCCCAGUCCGACCACCGCCCGUCCCCAUCAACGUUCAAAGAUGUCGACCAGUAGCUACGACAAUGCUACCGGUCCACAAACAAUUGCCGAUUUGCUACUGCCUGAGUCUGAUGAAGACGAGACGGCAAGCUCUCAAGGGUCCAGCAGUUCGCCGGUCACGGGCCGCAUGGUCAAAGCCGGGAAGCAGCAAGCAAAUCCGUCAGAGUCAGGAAAGGGAAAAGUGGCAGCAACGGCAGCAAGUGCGGAGAAAUCCUCCAUUGCCGGCACCACAAGCGGUAGUAGACCAAAAGCAGAACUUUCGUUUCCCCACGGUGCAGUCAAGAAAACGUGGGUCCGUGGUCAAGCGAGGAAGGGGGAUGACAUUACGAUCGAAGAAGUCUUCCAGAAAGAUAAGCUGCAGUUGGCAGUGUUGAGCACGUUUAUCUUGGAUGAGGCGUGGCUGUUCGACAAGCUGGAUUUGAUGAAGACGAAACUGAUACUAUGUCGGGGUGCCCCUAAUCAGGGGGAACAAAUCAGUACCUGGUUGGAUGGAUUCCCAACAGUGCGGAAGCAUCUUGUUCCCAUGAACGGUUCGGGGUGCAUGCAUUCGAAACUUCAGCUGCUCAAGUACAAAGACCAUCUUCGCAUCGUUGUGCCCAGCGCCAAUCUGGUGAGCUUCGAUUGGGGUGAGACGGGUGAUAUGGAGAACAUCCUGUUCAUCAUUGACCUCCCUCUCCUUGAUGAUCCAGACGUGACAAGAGAGCUCACCCAUUUUGGCGAGGAGUUGUUGUACUUCCUCAAGGCCAAGCAGCUGGAUGAUGGUCUCAUCAGAAGCUUAAAGAAGUAUGACUGGACGGAAACGAGGCGCUAUGGUUUCGUUCACUCGAUCGCUGCUUCUCACGUUGAUGAUAAAGCUUGGAGGACAGGCUACUGCGGGCUUGGUCGUUCUGUCAAGGCUUUAGAUCUUGGUACAACAAAGACGAUUGAGAUGGAUGUCGUGGCUGCAUCAUUGGGAUCCAUCAAAGAUUCCCUACUUAAAGCACUAUAUUACGCCUGUCAAGUAGGCGACUCUGGUAUCAAAGAGCUCGAGAGUCGGCCAGUAGGCAAGAAGGGCCAGGAAGCGCCAGAUCUCGGGGCUGUUGAGGUCAGGAAACACACUCGGGUAUUUUUCCCAUCAAAGAACACGGUGCGGACUAGUAUAGCAAAGGACGCCGGGACUAUAUGUUUCCAGAAACAGUGGUUCGAGGCACCGACCUUUCCCCGAGAAGUCUUGCGAGACUGCGUCUCCACGAGACCAGGCAUGCUCAUGCACAAUAAGAUGAUCUUUGUCAGGAGGACGGAAGAGUCCAAAAGCGAACCUGGCAAGACAGUUGUGAGCGGUUUCGCGUACGUUGGCAGUGCGAAUCUUUCAGAGAGUGCUUGUUCGUCAUCAGCGGUGCCUACUGAGAAGCAGGAGGAGGAGGGCAAUGGCAAGGGUAAGGGCAAAGCAGUCGUGCCUGGAGAAAUGGACGAUGACUCGUCGUGGGGAGUCUUUGAGGGCCACGUACCGAUUCCGAUGCGAGUACCGGGAUCUCCGCUUGCGUUUACUGGAUCGAAGAGUCCUUUCUUCUUUGGUGGCUUUUGAUUGGGGCACCUUGGAGUGGAGAGGAGUACUCCUGGGCAUUAGAUGGGCGCGGCGGAGUCUUUAUUCAGGGCUGUUAUCAUGGCUUUUGAACUUGACUUAACAUGGAACGGAGGGUUUGUAAGGGGCUGAGUGUCAGGAUGGAACUGGAUGCUUUCGUUUGUUGUUGUUGUUCGCAUUCACGGCAGCACUCGCUUGCCAAAUAUUAUCGCUGGGAGUUACAAGUGAUGCUAAA
This is a messenger RNA of Neurospora tetrasperma FGSC 2508, 2203 nucleotides long. RefSeq lists its product as uncharacterized. The coding region runs from base 1 to 1971 and encodes 656 amino acids. The transcript is spliced from 9 exons. The record is from RefSeq and is a predicted model, not a curated record. Gene Ontology annotation, biological process: single strand break repair; double-strand break repair. NCBI's taxonomy places the organism in Eukaryota, Fungi, Ascomycota, Sordariomycetes, Sordariales, Sordariaceae. Gene Ontology annotation, molecular function: single-stranded DNA binding; 3'-tyrosyl-DNA phosphodiesterase activity; double-stranded DNA binding. Gene Ontology annotation, cellular component: nucleus.